CACUCCUCCUAUCCACUCGACCCGCUCCUCGUCUCCACUCGACCUGCUCCUCCUCUCCAUCGACGGCGACAACCUCCCCCACCGCCGCCACCGACUCCUUCCUCUCCCACCGCUGCCGACUCCUUCCUCUAUCUCCUGAGGAGCUCCAGGCCUAAUUAUCCCUUGGAAGAGAAGUGAGAUGGCUGGCUUGGAAGGUUUCGAGUUCUUCGAGAUCGUAAUUGAGAAAUCUUGCAGUAGGAUGAGGCUGCUUGACAAGUUUGCGAAGAUGCUCGCCGGCCGUGAGUCCCACAAAGUGAAGCUGCGGGAGGCCAGCAGCGGGCUUUGCAGGCUGUGGGACGUGUUGGUGGUGUUCGAUGGUGAAGGACACAUGUACCUAGGGCCCGGCUGGGAGCAGUUCGCCCGCGCCCAUGAGCUACAGCUCAGGCACUUCCUUGUCUUCCGCUACGACAGCGAUGCCAUGUUCACCGUGAAGAUGUUCGACAACACCAUGUGCCGCAUGUACUACCAGCACGACGACGAUGCCAGCAAUGGGAGCAGCAGCGGGGAUGACGAGGAGCAGAGCGGGGAUGACGAGGAGCAGAGCGGGGAUGCCGAGGAGCAGCCUAUUCGGGCUAACGACGACCCUGCUAUGGUGGUGGCGGAUGACGACCUUGCUAUGGUGGUGGCUGACGACGACCCUGCUAUGGUGGUGGCGGACGAUGACCCUGCUAUGGUGGUGGCUGACGACGACCUCGCGAUUGUGGUGCCUAAGAUGACCUCGCAAUAGUGGUGCCUCACAAUGACCUCGUGAUGGUGGUGGCGCCUGUAAUCCCACAGCUUGGCGACAGGACCAUGCCAAUUGUGGUAGAGGAGUACAUCCGCGUUGGGAUUCGCCACUCUGAGCGCAUCAGGUUGAUGAAGGAGAAGAAGGAGGAGUGAAGAUGUUAAGAAAUGAAGUGGCAAUGUUAAGCAUGUUAGGUUUAUGCUUGUUAGUGUAAUCUGAACAUGUCAAUGUUAAGUAUGUCAGGUUUAAUUUUGUGCAUGGAUCAUGGAUGCAGUAUGACAGUGCCAUCUAAACAUGUCAAUUUCUUAAUUAUGAAUAUUCAGUUUGGUAA
Messenger RNA from Aegilops tauschii subsp. strangulata, 1094 nucleotides. Its product is annotated as B3 domain-containing protein Os03g0212300-like. Lineage: Eukaryota; Viridiplantae; Streptophyta; Magnoliopsida; Poales; Poaceae. The record is from RefSeq and is a predicted model, not a curated record. Gene Ontology annotation, molecular function: DNA binding.